CUCCGGACCGGAACUCCGGAUUGACCUUGACUGCAACGUUGACCAAUCACUGAGCUCUACCCCGCGCCAAGUAUGCAGAAUACCCAGAUGCCGGGAUCUCCGACACGCUAUGCUCUAGAUCUUGAUGAUGUUAUUGCAUUUCCCGAUAUCGCUCACGUACCUGUGCUCCCCCCUCAAGAGAAAGAGAGCUGGUACAUUCUUACCGAGAUUGUAUCAAACGAAUCCGUCUUCCGGCCUGUAUUUCGAGUAGAGGAUAAGCUUUCGGGAAAUUAUUGGGUAGUUGCUUUCUACACGGACAAUCCAGUCGCAGAUGCCAAAGAUUGCGAGGUGGGACACAUGAUUUGUAUUAAGAAUGGUAUGCCCAAGCAGUUUGCGGACGGACAACAUGGGUAUAGGAUUGAAGAUCCCUCCAACAUCGUGAUUCUCCCGUGCGGUCUUGCAAAGCUCCGACAGCUGAACGCAGAACUUCAUAAGCGCUCGGAUGACGGGCUGCUUUCAUCAUGCGUAGUUUGCAACUCCCGGGUAAGAAAGGGAUGUGGAAAGUGCAAAACAAGAUAUUGCUCGAAGGAGUGUCAGAAAGCUAAUUGGCCGAGGCACAAGCCGAUAUGCAAGGUGUUGAAGACACUGCAUGAAUGGAACCGUACGGACUGGGGUUGACCAGGUGCCAACGCUCUCCGAGCCCUUUGAGCUUCUAAAAAUACUUUACCGUUCGUUUUCAUAUGUGCCAAUUGUUAUGUAUUUAUGCGUUUUGGGGGAUAUACAGCAACCGUCUACCGCCACCAAUAGAAGUCUUUUGCACCCGG
This is a messenger RNA of Desarmillaria tabescens, 803 nucleotides long. RefSeq lists its product as uncharacterized. The record is from RefSeq and is a predicted model, not a curated record. The transcript has 4 exons. NCBI's taxonomy places the organism in Eukaryota, Fungi, Basidiomycota, Agaricomycetes, Agaricales, Physalacriaceae. The coding region runs from base 73 to 657 and encodes 194 amino acids.